AUGGCGGCCCCGACUCAAAACGAACAGCUUCAGCAAGACGCACAACCUCAGCAAUACGCACAGUCUCAUCAAAACGCACAGCCUUCUUCAAGCGCACCACCCAACAACAGACCCAAGCCCGAGCACAUCCAAAUCAAUGUCAUAUUCUGCGUGGCCAAAGAAAAUGAAAAGAUGCAGUAUACCGAAACCUUUCACGUCCCGCUCCCGGAUAAACUGGAGACUUUCCGGGCCGGAAUGCGAGCCGUGAGCCGGCGGGUGCAGGCUGGCCAGGGCGAGGAGUGGAGCUGGGUGUCGCCCGACCUGUCUGUGGUCUGGACUGACAUGCCCUCCGCGAUCGCCGUCAUGGACUCGGAUAACUGGACGAGGAAUUUGCGUUUCAUGCACGAGCGCAAAAUGGGCGACUACAUUCGUAUUGACAUGAAGUACGAGCGCAAGGCGCCGGGUUGA
This is a messenger RNA of Lasiodiplodia theobromae, 447 nucleotides long. Its product is annotated as Transcription factor CP2-like protein 1. The coding region runs from base 1 to 447 and encodes 148 amino acids. The transcript has a single exon. The record is from RefSeq and is a predicted model, not a curated record. Lineage: Eukaryota; Fungi; Ascomycota; Dothideomycetes; Botryosphaeriales; Botryosphaeriaceae.